UUUGCAUUUUACGUGUAAUCCCACAUUUUUCACACUUUUCAACUAUGAAAAAACUGGUGAUAAGUUGGAAAGUUUGGUGUUGAAUUUGUUAAAAAUAAAACUGAAAUGAAUCGGAGUCAUGUUCCGAUGUCUAAUCGAUUCCACUAGUACGGUAUAUCCUCGUGAUAUCCAGGUUGAGAAUGGGUAUAUAUUCGAUACCCGCCUCAAAAUUCCUCACUUUCUGAAAAAAGAAAUUCAGUAAAAUGGCCGCCAAGUCACUCAUUGCUUCUCUCCUCGCUCUCAUUGUUAUCAUUGAGGCUGUCUCUGCCUGCGGCUGCGGAUGCGGUUGCGGCGGAUGCGGAUGCGGAGGAUGUGGUUGUGGUUGCGGCUGCAAGAGCUGCGGCAAGACCGCUGUCGUUAUCAAGGGUAGCUGUGGAUGCGGAUGUGGAGGUUGCGGAUGCGGUGGUUGCGGUUGCGGUUGCGGUGGUUGCGGAUGCGGUUGCGGUGGUUGCGGAAGCGGUUGUGGUGGUUGUGGCUGUUGCUGCUGCCAGCCAUGCUGCUGUUGUUGCAAGCCAUGUUGCUGCUGUUGUCAGCCAUGCUGCAGCUGUUGUUGUUAAGCAACCAAAAUGCUUCCCCAUUUCUAAAAAGUAAUGUUGUCUGUCAUGAUAAUAUUUGCAACACACCUCUCCAUUAUUUCCGAAAUAUACCACAACUAAAUUCGCUGAUCCUCAUGUUAAUACUUCUGGAAUAAACUUUUUUUUUGUUUCAACACAA
Molecule: messenger RNA, 753 nt
Organism: Nilaparvata lugens (brown planthopper)
Lineage: Eukaryota; Metazoa; Arthropoda; Insecta; Hemiptera; Delphacidae
Product: keratin-associated protein 5-2
Exons: 2
Coding region: 243-596 (117 amino acids)
Source: RefSeq, a predicted model, not a curated record